Molecule: messenger RNA, 742 nt
Organism: Chiloscyllium plagiosum (whitespotted bambooshark)
Lineage: Eukaryota; Metazoa; Chordata; Chondrichthyes; Orectolobiformes; Hemiscylliidae
Product: myelin and lymphocyte protein-like
Biological process (GO): myelination
Cellular component (GO): membrane
Molecular function (GO): structural constituent of myelin sheath
Source: RefSeq, a predicted model, not a curated record
UUCAGAUGGUCAUUUAAGUGAGACUGUGCUGGUACUAGCCAGACAACCUUUUUGCCAACUCAGUUAGGGCUAUAGGUGCCACCAUGUCAGCUCCAGCAAUUUCAUCUAGUCCCAUCCCAUCUGGGGGAAAGGUCUGCAUAUCAUUUCCAGAGAUCCUGAUGUUAGGUGAAUUUGUUUUUGGUGGCCUGGUUUGGAUCCUUGUGGCUUCUGCUCGAGUUGAAUUUGCGGCUGAUCAAGGCUGGGUGAUGUUUGUUUCAGUUUUCUGCUUCGUGAUCACUACAUUGCUGCUCAUCCUCUACACAGCUGGAGUUCAGAACAGUUCAUCUGCUUGGAUGGCAGUGGAUGUCUUCUACCACUUCAUCUCGGCCGUGUUUUAUUUAAGUAUCGCAGUUCUGGAAGCCAGUGACACGAGGUUCAUUUUAGUAGCCAGGAAUCAAAAGAAUUUCAGAAUCAACAUUGCUGCCACAGUCUUUGCAUUUGUGGCCACCUUACUGUAUACGAUACAUGGGAUAUUGUCAAUACUGAGAUGGAAGUCUUCCUCAUGAACAUCAGAAAACAAGCAGAAAAUGUCAACACUUUUACCAGAGGAUCUUUGUCCCUUCUUGAACUUGCUGAUUGCUCUUUCUUUAGCACUGUUUCGCAAAACUGAUUUAUAACCAGGCAAAGUGAAAAAUCGCACAACAUCAGCUUAUAGUCCAGGGGGUUUAUUUGGAAGCACUAGCUUUCGGAGCGCUGCUCCUUC